This is a messenger RNA of Oldenlandia corymbosa var. corymbosa, 1791 nucleotides long. The record is from the annotation of a GenBank genome assembly. Lineage: Eukaryota; Viridiplantae; Streptophyta; Magnoliopsida; Gentianales; Rubiaceae.
AUGGCAGCAGCUUCCUCGGAUUCCCAUCUCCAAAAUUUUGGGCCAAACUCCAGAUUAAACCAGCAACAGAGUAGUAAGUCAUCUUGUUCUAGCUUCUUGUGUAAAUCCCUGAUUAUCAUUGUUGUCCUUGUUCUUGUUCCCUCUUUCCCUUCCCAAGCUCCUGACUUUAUCACUCAGAGCAUAUUAAGAGAGUUCUGGGAACUGUUUUACCUUCUUGUUAUUGGGGUUGCUGUGUCUUAUGGCUUGUUCUGUAGAAAAAGUGUUGUAGCUGAAGUUGAAAUUCAAUCUAGAGGUUCAGUUGAUGCUGCUUCUUCUCAUGCUUGUUUAUCUGGGGUUUUUGAUGUACCUUCAAUCUUUGAGGAUGGGUUUGAGAAAUUGUGUGUUUCUGAUGAGAAGUUGAGUGUGAAGAAUUGGGAUUUUUUUAGCAGUGGGAGGAAGUCAUCUAGUAAAGGGAGUCCUUUAAUUGGUGGUGGGAAAAAGUUUCUAUCUUUAGCCACUGGGAAUGGGAAUGAUGGUGAAAAUGAUGUUGUUGCUUAUGAAGCUUACAAAGAAAAUGUUAGCCAAGUUUGGAAUUCUCAGUUUCUGCAAGGUGAAAGCUUGGUUGUUGUGGCUAAUGGCAGUUGUGCUGUUGACAAACAUAAGCCUUUGGGUUUGCCAAUUAGGAGCUUAAGAUCAAGAAUUGCUGAUUCUGAUAACCGUGAGUUCAUUAAUAGCAAUGGGGCUGAGAACCCUUCAAAGGGUUCUUCUAUGAGCAGUAUUGCGAGUGGUAAGCUUGAGAAAAUUAGACGUCCGAUGCCUCUUUGUUUGGAGAAAAAGUUUCAGGAAGUUGCUGGACCUCCUAAGAGUUCCUUGCAGCCAAAAUCUGAAAGAAAGGAAUUUGGAGAAGAAGUUAGUAGUUUUGGUCAGUCUUUUGAUUCCAGGCCUCACUAUGGUGGAAAUUUUGAGAUGAAGCAAUUUAGAUCAAAGUCAUCCCGUCAUCCCAAGUCUUUUGGAACUAGUUCUCUUCUGCCAGAACUGUCAAAUUUGCCAAAAGAGGAUAGCCAGUUGAAGAAGGGUCUCAAUGGUUUUUCAGAUACAGUUCCACCGCCUAAUGUAGCAUCUGAGACUGUUGUAGAAUCAUUUGCUCCUAAGGCGCGGGGAGUUAGCAUUGGUUCUUCAAGCGAGUUAGAUAUGCAGAGGACUUCGAAAGACUUCUUCAACAAUUCAAGCUUAAGUGCAAUGCAGGAUGUGUUGGACAGGGGAAAACAGAAGAGUGACUCCAUGAUCUCAGGUUCCAAACCAUCAAAACUGUCUAGGGUUCUAGGAAAAGGAAUAUCUGUAAGAACAUUGCGUUCUCGUGUGUUUGCUGCUGACAACAUGAAAAGGGAAGAGGUUUGUUCUGAUAAAAUCAAUGAAAAGGUUGAAGAAAAGCACCAUGAAUUUGAAGCACCCUUAUUGAUGAAGAAUGCAAAGGAAGGAGACUGUAAGGACCAACCAGUUCGUGUGCAAAGGCCAUACUCCGAGAAGGCACCUCCGGUGCAGAAUUCCACCUUUUCUGCAUCUCAGAACUAUGAAAGUCAAAACAUAGCUGACAGUACUUUGUUGUCUGAGAAGGAUUCGGAGUCUGAAAGUGAACCUGAAGAUCUUCAGGUGACUCCAGCUGAAAAGGAAAUUGCACCUAACCAUGUCGAGCAUGCAGAGCUUGAAGGAAGUGAGGUUGACAGGAAAGCUGAUGAGUUUAUAGCAAAGUUUAGAGAGCAAAUGAGGCUUCAGAAGAUUGCAUCAGUGAGAAGGCGUAGCUCUCAAACCUAG